AUGGUGUUAAUUAAUGUAGCUUCACUAGUGUCUCUCUUAUUAUUUUUAGAUGUUACUUCUGCUUUAUAUUUCCACAUAGCAGAAGGAGAGAGAAAAUGUUUUAUAGAGGAGAUACCGGACGACACAACUGUAAUAGUAAAUUACAAAGUCGAGCUCUAUGAUCCAAGAUCAGGAGGUUUUAUGCCCUCGUCUCCUGGUAUCGGUAUGCACGUGGAAGUGCGAGACCCUAAUGAUCGAGUAGUGCUCUCUAGAGUAUACUCUUCUGAGGGUAUGAUCUCUUUCACUUCAACCACUCCCGGAGAACAUGUUAUUUGUAUGUACUCAAAUAGUACAUCUUGGUUCAGUGGAUCUCAACUAAGAGUUCACUUGGACAUUCAAGUUGGUGAACAUGCUGUGGAUUAUGCUAAUGUAGCACAAAAGGAUAAACUUACAGAAUUACAGCUAAGAAUCCGGCAAUUAUUAGACCAAGUGCACCAAAUUACAAAAGAACAAAGCUACCAGAGGCACCGUGAAGAGAGAUUCCGACAGACUUCAGAAAGCACAAAUCAAAGAGUGCUGUGGUGGAGUUUGCUUCAGACUGGAGUGCUUGUAGGAAUUGGAUAUUGGCAAAUGAGACAUCUGAAGAGUUUCUUUGAAGCUAAGAAAUUAGUC
Messenger RNA from Brenthis ino (lesser marbled fritillary), 651 nucleotides. The record is from the annotation of a GenBank genome assembly. NCBI's taxonomy places the organism in Eukaryota, Metazoa, Arthropoda, Insecta, Lepidoptera, Nymphalidae.